Molecule: messenger RNA, 450 nt
Organism: Aspergillus ibericus CBS 121593
Lineage: Eukaryota; Fungi; Ascomycota; Eurotiomycetes; Eurotiales; Aspergillaceae
Gene: cwc25
Product: U2-type spliceosomal complex subunit CWC25
Exons: 2
Coding region: 1-450 (149 amino acids)
Source: RefSeq, a predicted model, not a curated record
AUGACAAAGAGUACCGGUCCAGACAUCGGGAUCGUGAAGAACGCCAUGAUCGGUCCAACCGUCGGGGAUCACUACAGGACCGCUCGCCGUCUCCUCGCCACUACUCGGACAGACGACCGGAGGGAUUACCGUCCCCGAGACUCGUACAACCGCGACAGAGCCCCGCCCGCCAGCAGCGAAGACGCAGAGCAGAAGCGCAAGGCACAGGAAGAAGAGCGCCAGCGGAAGCUAGCAGAGAUGCAGUCGAACGCAAGCGAGAUGGAGGAUGCUCGACGACAGCGCAUUGCGGAAGUCACUGCCCUGGAGGAGAAGCAGCUCGAAGAAGAUGAGAAACACCGUUCCGACAAGGGUCGCUUUGUGGGUGGUCUCCAUCGACAACUGCAGGAAGACGGUCUGGAUGAUCGCAUCAAGCGCAGUCGUGGUGGAUUGGCCCGGCUGGAUGAGGAUUAA